AUGGUCCUGCCCAAUGCCACAGCCGUGACGCCCUUUCUGAACCAGCUGUGGCAGGAGAUGGCGCAACGGGGCAGCAAUGCAUCGGAGCUGGCCCGCCGGUCCCCCCGCGAUGGUGACAGCGAGCUGGCUGUGCUUUACAUCCUCCUGGUGCUCGGCUUCUUCGGUUUCUUCACUCUGGGCAUCAUGCUGAGCUACAUCCGCUCCAAGAAGCUGGAGCACUCGCAUGACCCGUUCAACGUCUACAUUGAGUCGGAUGCCUGGCAGGAGAAGGGCAAGGCGUACUUGCAGGCCCGGGUCCUGGAGAGCUACAGAGCAUGCUAUGUCAUCGAAAACCAGCUGGCUGUGGAACAACCCACCGCACACCUUCCCGAGCUGCAGCACUUGUCAUGAAGCCACAGCCGUUAAACCCAGACGCCUGACCUUCUGACUUCUCGAAUGCCCUGCCUCUCACUCUUCAUCACAUGGCUACCAUCGGCCUUUGCAUUUGGCUAUUGUAAGGGGUGGGGGGUGGAUGAAUGUCACUAUGUUUCUAACAUCAUAUUCCUUCUAUAACAGACUGUCAGUUGUUCCCCAAUAUCAGUUCCUGCCUUGUUAAAUUUAGCAGAACCCCUGAGAACUUAGCCUCUGAGAAUGAGAGCCGCAUUUCCCAGACUUCCUUGCAGCUAGCAAGGUCACUUUCCCUGUUCCCUUUCCUGGUGGCUGGGACACGGAUGAGGUGGUGAGAAGCUUUGACUCCAGGAAAGAACAGUGCACUCACAGAAGGCAGAACAACAGGGGCCCCUGAGCAGCGUCACGUAGAAGGGUCUCACUGCCUUCCUGAACCACCCACCAGCUCAGACUUAUAGGGGACAGAACUUAACUCCACUCUUCCUUAAGCCACUGUUAUUUUGAUCUCUGUUGAAGCAGCAGAACCAAUAACCUUACUAAUACACCUAUGUAUGGGAUGGCACACAAAUGCGUGAUGUUCCCCACGUGUGUCACUAACAGUGCGCUGCUGAUCCUGUCUCAUCUAUGCUCUCCCCUGUGGCUCUGUCCUCGUCCUGUCCUUCCAAGCCCCACUCCUGCCUUGCACCUGCCCUUCACACAUCUCCCCCCCA
Galeopterus variegatus (Sunda flying lemur) is the source of this 1097-nucleotide messenger RNA. It is a transcript of the gene KCNE1, whose product is annotated as potassium voltage-gated channel, Isk-related family, member 1. The record is from RefSeq and is a predicted model, not a curated record. Gene Ontology annotation, molecular function: voltage-gated potassium channel activity involved in ventricular cardiac muscle cell action potential repolarization; transmembrane transporter binding; potassium channel regulator activity. Bases 1 to 390 code for a protein of 129 amino acids. Gene Ontology annotation, biological process: negative regulation of delayed rectifier potassium channel activity; regulation of ventricular cardiac muscle cell membrane repolarization; potassium ion export across plasma membrane. The transcript has a single exon. Lineage: Eukaryota; Metazoa; Chordata; Mammalia; Dermoptera; Cynocephalidae. Gene Ontology annotation, cellular component: membrane.